AUGGGUUGUAUCACAAGAAUCGUAUUCGCUUUGGUCGUUUCUAUUACCAAUACCUAUGGAAUUCACACUGGCUCGUUCGCCGUUGCACUAACCGACGAUGGUACACUUAUCGGUGAGAAACCGCGGAAUCCCGGCUACACGCGCCACUUCUGCGCAGAAAGUAUAAACGGGGAGUAUCAAUCUCGCAUGACUACCAGACGAUCAGGUUAUGUCUGCGUUUCCGAAGAUGCAGGCGAUGGUCAGUGUUUGACAUACCAUGCCUUGCAGGCGUGUUACGACACGUUUUUCAAAGACGAUCUCAGUUUCUCCCGGCCUGCCCCUGACGCUUAUACUGAUUUUAGUAACGAAAUCCCGAACGCACUCCGCCAGUGUGUAUUUCUUACCACCACCGGCAAGUACAUUCUUGCUACCACCUAUCAGGGGCUCUCCUGCCUUGCGGCCAAUAACAGUGUCGAUUGUCAAUUGUUUCAGGAUGAACACUGCUGUGAGCGAGCCGCAGUGAACACGUCCACGGUAAAUGUCGUGCCGUACAGCAACCAGCGUGUAGAGGACAAUUUAAACUAUUGCAGCAGGAGCUGA
Molecule: messenger RNA, 579 nt
Organism: Sphaeroforma arctica JP610
Lineage: Eukaryota; Ichthyosporea; Ichthyophonida
Exons: 1
Coding region: 1-579 (192 amino acids)
Source: RefSeq, a predicted model, not a curated record